AUGCCAAAAAGGGCUCUCCUCCAGUGUUUUCUGAUGCUGGUGUGCUGCUCUGAGCUCGCACUCAAUCGCAAAUGGCACCCUUACAAAGGACGACGAUACGAUCUCACGCUAUUCAUUCGGAAUCACAACGUGACCGACGCCACAUUCUUUCGACUGGUGGGCGUUGACAACACGGCCGACUUCAACGUGACCGCUGGCAAUACCUUCGAGCACACAUUUGAGGUACGACGGAAAGGUUACUGGACGCUUUUUGUCGAGUUUCCAGGGGAUCGGUAUGCCAAAUCACCGCGAAAGGUAAGUAUGAUACUUGCGUUCGGAUUGCUGUUUUGA
Molecule: messenger RNA, 330 nt
Organism: Ostertagia ostertagi
Lineage: Eukaryota; Metazoa; Nematoda; Chromadorea; Rhabditida; Trichostrongylidae
Source: the annotation of a GenBank genome assembly